CUAAUAACUCUUCCUAUGGUUUGGUGUCACGUUAGUUCAUGUUGUAAAGACAUUCCAUCACACUGGGUGACGUUGGUCACUGCAGCGACUUUCCUGUUGAGGUUUAAUUUUAUUAAAGAGGGAGCACAACAGAAUACCUCCAGCACAGAUAUACCUAUAGACCGACUCACAGUGACCUACUGUCGGAGUAGUGGCCCUGGGGGACAGAACGUCAACAAGGUGAACACCAAGGCAGAAGUAAGGUUCCAUGUAGCGACAGCUGACUGGCUCUCUGAGGAUGUGCGGAGCACAAUCACUGCCAAGUACCAGAACAGAAUUAAUCGGGCUGGGCAGCUGAUUGUCACUUCGGAAGUCAGCAGGUACCAGAUGAAGAACCUUGCUGAUUGUCUGCAGAAGAUUCGGAACAUAGUGGCAGCAGCAAGUCAGCAACCCAAGCAACCAUCCAAAGAGGAUGCUGAGACUCGGAGAAUGAGGUGA
Chiloscyllium plagiosum (whitespotted bambooshark) is the source of this 477-nucleotide messenger RNA. The record is from RefSeq and is a predicted model, not a curated record. Lineage: Eukaryota; Metazoa; Chordata; Chondrichthyes; Orectolobiformes; Hemiscylliidae.